AUGCUUCUUUCGGUUCUUGCUGCAUCCAUUGCGUACCAAGCCGGUCUAAACCCGCCUGGUGGCUUCUGGCCUGAUGACACUCCCAAAAAUGGUUACAAGGCUGGCAACCCGGUACUUAAGGACAUAAACUCCUGGCGCUACAUGGUAUUCUAUGUCUUCAAUUCCAUCUCUUUCAUGUCAUCUAUUGCCGUAGUCAUGCUUCUGCUGAGUAAAUCUGUGAGACAGAAGAAGGUUCCGCUCCAAGCAUUGCACUUCAUCAUGAUACUGGACCUGUCGGCUCUGAUGACAGCUUAUGCAGCUGGAAGUUGCAGAAAGUUCAGGACUUCAAUAUUCAUCCUCGUGGUAGUAUGUUGUGUGCUGGUGUACCUUCUGUUUAUUAUUAUCUUGUCAAGUGGCAUAGCAAGAUGGCUGAAAAAACAGAAAAAGAAGGUGGCUUCCUUGCUGCUGGAGCCUAGCCAUGCCGCUGCAACUUCAGCAUGA
This is a messenger RNA of Triticum turgidum subsp. durum (durum wheat), 480 nucleotides long. NCBI's taxonomy places the organism in Eukaryota, Viridiplantae, Streptophyta, Magnoliopsida, Poales, Poaceae. The record is from the annotation of a GenBank genome assembly.